Molecule: messenger RNA, 1425 nt
Organism: Lachnellula hyalina
Lineage: Eukaryota; Fungi; Ascomycota; Leotiomycetes; Helotiales; Lachnaceae
Product: putative transporter
Exons: 6
Biological process (GO): transmembrane transport
Molecular function (GO): transmembrane transporter activity
Source: RefSeq, a predicted model, not a curated record
AUGACCCAAAACCGAAUGGAAUAUUCUGGGUUUGAACUUGGUCCUGAUUCUGAAAUAGAAGGAAACUUUCCACCUGCGUCGGAGAAGACUAUAAGAAACGACACUCCUGGAGAAAUCCAGCAAGAGGAGGCAAAAGUACCAGAUGUACCACCAGAUGGAGGCUAUGGAUGGGUCUGCGUUGCAUGUACAUUUCUUUUAAAUGCCCAUACGUGGGGACUCAACAGUUCCUACGCUGUCUUUCUUGCCCAUUAUUUACAAACAGAUACAUUUCCCGGCGCAACAGCCCUCGCGUACGCCUUCGUGGGGGGACUCUCUGUUUCAUUAGCCCUGUUGAUAUCCCCCGUGGCAACAAUAUGCGUACGAAAGUACGGGACACAAGUAGCUCUAUUUAUUGGUAUAGUAUUUCAAUCUGCAGGGCUCCUUGGGGCAUCAUGGGCCUCUGAAAUCUGGCACCUAUUUCUAUCACAAGGCCUAGCUUUUGGAUUGGGAAUGGGCUUCUUGUUCGUUUCCAGUGUGGGAGUUGUUCCGCAAUGGUUCUCCAAGAAAAGAUCCUUUGCAAACAGCAUAGCUAGUUCGGGAAGUGGGAUUGGGGGCAUGAUGUAUUCCCUGGCUACAAACGCCAUGAUUCAGUCUGUUGGCCUGGCCUGGGCUUUUCGAAUUCUUGCAAUUAUUUCGUGCUUAGUUAAUGUGGUUUGUACUCUACUCAUCCGAGACCGUAAUAAAGCUGUUGGUUCCAUCCAGCUCGCCUUCGAUUGGCGACUCUUCAAGCGAAUGGAAUUCCUCUUGAUGCUAGGCUGGGGCUUCUUCAGCAUGCUUGGAUAUAUCGUGCUCCUCUUCUCGCUCCCGAAUUAUGCCAGGAGCAUAGGUCUAUCAGCACAGCAAGGCUCGGUCAUUGGAGCGUUGUUGAACCUUGGACAAGGCAUUGGCAGACCCUUUGUUGGGUACUUUAGUGAUGCAGCUGGUCGUAUCAAUAUGGCUGGAUUUUGUACUUUCCUCGCAGGUCUAUUUUGUCUCGUUAUCUGGACAUCCGCAAAAAGCUACGGUGUUCUAAUCUUCUUCGCCAUUCUAACCGGCACCGUCUCCGGAACCUUCUGGGCAACCAUCGCCCCCGUCGGUGCCGAAGUAGUCGGACUACAAGUCCUCCCCUCGGCCCUCUCAAUCGUAUGGCUGGUCCUCGUGCUCCCCUGCACAUUCGCCGAACCAAUCGGCCUGAAAUUGCGUGCCACGUCAGGAAAUAUCUAUCUGCACGCCCAGCUGUUUACGGGCUUUAUGUAUAUCGGUGCUGCGGUCUGUGCGUGGUUUUUGAGGGCGUGGAAAGUUAGCGAGUUGGAGAGGGUGAAGGGGGGGAAGGAGGAGCGGGAGAGGGAGAUCAGAGAUGAUGACCAGGUGCCGAGGGAUGCGCUGCAGAGGAAUGAGAGUCGGAUC